ACAGGUGAUGCUGAUAGUUACAAUGAUGGUGGUGGUGGUGAUCGUUACGGUCACGGUGGUGAUGUUGAUGCUGAUAGUAAUGAUGACAGUGGUCGUGGUAAUGGUGAUGAUAGUUACGAUGGUCAUGGUCGUGGUACUGGUGAUGGUGAUAGUUAUGACAAUGAUGGUCGUGGUCAUGGUGAUGCUGAUAGUUACGGUGGUGAUGAUGAUGGUCGUGGUAAUGGUGAUGCUGAUAGUUACAGUGAUGAUGGACGAGGUAAUGGUGAUACUGAUAGUUACGGUGGUGAUGAUGAUGGUCGUGGUAAUGGUGAUGCUGAUAGUUACAGUGAUGAUGGACGAGAUAAUGGUGAUACUGAUAGUUACGGUGGGGAUGAUGUUCGUGGUCAUGGUGAUGUUGAUAGUUACAGUGGUGAUGAUGGUCAUGAUCAUGGUGAUGCUGAUAGUUACGGUGAUCAAGAUGAUGAUGGUCAUGGUAAUGAUGCUGAUAGUUAAGAUGAUGAUGAUGAUGAUGAUGAUGAUGCUGAUAAUGAUGGUCGUGGUAAUGGUGAUGCUGAUAGUUACGGUGAUGAUGAUGGUGGUCGUGGUAAUGGUGAUGCUGAUAGUUACAGUGGUGAAGAUGGUCGUGGUAAUCGUGACGCUGACAGUUACAGUGAUGAUGGUUGUGGUAAUGGUGAUACUGAUAGUUACGGUGGUGAUGAUUAUGGUCGUGGUAAUGGUGAUGCUGAUAGUUACGGUGAUGAUGAUGGUCGUGGUAAUGGUGAUGCUUAUAGUUACGGUGAUGAUGGUCAUGGUAAUGGUGACGCUGAUAGUUACAGUGAUGAUGGUUGUGGUAAUGGUGAUGCUGAUAGUUACGGUGGUGAUGAUGGUUGUGGUAAUGGUGAUGAUGGUUGUGGUAAUGGUGAUGCUGAUAGUUACGGUGGUGAUGAUGGUUGUGUUAAUGGUGGUGAUGGUUGUGGUGAUGCUGAUAGUUACGGUGAUGAUGGUAAUGGUGAUGCUGAUAGUUACGAUGAUGAUGGUCGUGGUCAUGGAUGCUGAUAGUUACGAUGAUGAUGAUGGUCGUAGUAAUGAUGCUGAUAGUUAAGGUGAUGAUGCUGAUAACGAUGGUCGUGGUAAUGGUGAUACUGAUAGUAAAGAUGACUAUGGUUGUGGUAAUGAUGAUGCUGAUAAUUACGGUGAUGAUGAUGAUGCUGGUCAUGGUAAUGAUGCUGAUAGUUAAGAUGAUGAUGGUCGUAGUAAUGAUGAUGCUGAUAACGAUGGUCGUGGUAAUGGUGAUGCUGAUAGUUACGGUGAUGAUGAUGGUCGUGGUAAUGGUGAUGCUUAUAGUUAUGGUGAUGAUGGUCAUGGUAAUGGUGACGCUGAUAGUUACAGUGAUGAUGGUUGUGGUAAUGGUGGUGAUGGUUGUGGUGAUGCUGAUAGUUACGGUGAUGAUGGUAAUGGUGAUGCUGAUAGUUACGGUGGUGAUGAUGGUUGUGGUAAUGGUGAUGCUGAUAGUUACGGUGGUGAUGAUGGUUGUGGUAAUGGUGGUGAUGGUUGUGGUGAUGCUGAUAGUUAUGGUGAUGAUGGUAAUGGUGAUGCUGAUAGUUACGAUGAUGAUAAUGGUCGUAGUAAUGAUGCUGAUAGUUAAGAUGAUGACGCUGAUAGCGAUGGUCGUGGUAAUGGUGAUACUGAUAGUAAACAUGACUAUGGUUGUGGUAAUGAUGAUGCUGAUAAUUACGGUGAUGAUGAUGAUGAUGAUGAUGCUGGUCAUGGUAAUGAUGCUGAUAGUUAAGAUGAUGGUCGUAGUAAUGAUGAUGCUGAUAACGAUGGUCGUGGUAAUGGUGAUACUGAUAGUUAUGGUGAUGAUAAUUACGGUGAUGAUGAUGAUGCUGGUCAUGGUAAUGAUGCUGAUAGUUAAGAUGAUGAUGAAGAUGGUCAUGGUAAUGGUGAUGCUGAUAGUUAUAGUGAUGGUGGUUGUGGUCAUGGUGGUGAUGCUGAUAGUUACGAUAAAGGUGAUGAUAGUGACUGUGAUGAUGAUGAUGAUGCUGAUGGUGACAGUGACGAUGAUG
Colossoma macropomum (tambaqui) is the source of this 2045-nucleotide messenger RNA. RefSeq lists its product as uncharacterized. Gene Ontology annotation, cellular component: membrane. The transcript has 2 exons. Lineage: Eukaryota; Metazoa; Chordata; Actinopteri; Characiformes; Serrasalmidae. The record is from RefSeq and is a predicted model, not a curated record. Gene Ontology annotation, biological process: G protein-coupled receptor signaling pathway; transmembrane transport. Gene Ontology annotation, molecular function: mating-type factor pheromone receptor activity; transmembrane transporter activity. Bases 8 to 1081 code for a protein of 357 amino acids.